Acanthoscelides obtectus is the source of this 1519-nucleotide messenger RNA. Lineage: Eukaryota; Metazoa; Arthropoda; Insecta; Coleoptera; Chrysomelidae. The record is from the annotation of a GenBank genome assembly.
GCAAAAUGCAAGAGGACCACAUGCGUGCGCGUGAUUCUCCGGCGCCGCCGCCGGCCCCCCGAUCAUUUAUUGCAAAUGAAAAAGUGGAAGAGCUUAUAAAUGAAGUGUCAAAAAGGCCAGCGCUAUACAAAAAAGAUAUGAAGCAAUACUCUGACAUUAAUGUUAAAAAAAAAAUAUGGAAGGAAGUGUGCGAAGCACUAAUAAGCAAUUGGGGAAAACUCAGUGCGAAUGAAAGAAAAGAUCAAGGUCAUGACAUCCAAAAAAAAUGGAACAAUUUGCGGACCUGCUUCGCUAGAGAACUUAAAGCUCAAAAGUCUGUUAAAUCUGGACAAGCAGCUCCUAAACGACGACCCUAUGUUUACUUUGAGCGUAUGUAGUUUUUGGCCCCUUGUAUGCAAUCACGGCCUACUGAAGGCAGUAUUGAAAGUGAAUCAAACCAAGAUGACGCUGAUUUAUCAGAAGAAGCAAAAUCACAGCCGCAACGAAAACGAAAAACUAAACAAAGCGACUAUGAUGAACAAGUAUUAAAGGCGCUUCAAUCUAAUGAAGACGACGAUACUAAUUAUUGCUUAUCUUUGGUUCCUUUUAUGAAAGAGCUGACGUCUGACGAAAAAUUAGAAGUGCGUAUAAGAAUUUUACAAAUAUUCCAAGAUACGAAGAAGAAAAGAUUAUUGCCAAAUACAAUGUAUAACAUUCAGCCUAGCACUUCACAAUUUUCUAGAAGCUCCCGUCCGCCUAAGCGGGUUGCCCCUUCAACUUCCAUUCGGAUUAUUGCUGAUGAAAUUAUUCAGCCAAAACCAGUCCAAUCCACAAAUCAGGCAAUUUUUUCACAGCAUAUGAAAGACCUUCAACAGCAAUAUAUCACAGAGCCACAGGAAACAGUACCAUCUUUUCUACAGCUUUCAAGUCCGUCUGCGGAAAGUCAAACACCACCUCCGCAAUGUUCAACUCCAUCUCCACAUGAUAGUACCAUUUCUUCAUAUUGGACAAAAUUCUCAGAGUAGUCAGAUUCAGAACUUAUUGAUUUGUAAAAGAAAAAAAUACUAAUUAGUCUUUAAUUUUGAUUAAAAGUACAACAUUUUGAUUAUAAGUAAAACAUUUUGAAUAUAAGUAAAACAUUAAUAAAAAAUAUAUCGAUAAAUGAGAUGUAUUUGUAAUAAAGUGUAUAGGUACCUACCGAAGUGUUAAGCCAACUCUCUCUUGAACAGUGAUGGUAAGUCGGAAAGUCGUGUCCUGCUUGAUAAUUGCUGGCCCGAUUUGAUGCACAAGUUCAUCAAAAGAAGAAAUACUCAUUCGGUAGAAUUUAAAGAACUUUUCUGGGUAACAUCUUAGUUUAGAAUGCAAUGUAUGAUGUUUCCCAUACACUAAUCUGUCACUUAUUAAAGGAUGUACCCAGAAUUCUCUCUUUUGUUUUUGUCUUCUCUUUAAUAUAAGAGCAAGUAGAGCGUUCUUUUUUCUCAUUUUCACGCACACGUCACUAUACUAGCAACACUGUCACCGACUAAAUCGAUAGGUCUGC